CUGCUGCUGUUGCAUCGACAUGGAUUUCAACAUGAAGAAGCUGGCCUCGGAUGCGGGCGUCUUCUUCACGCGGGCCGUGCAGUUCACAGAGGAGAAGCUCGGCCAGGCCGAGAAGACAGAAUUGGAUGCGCACUUUGAAAACCUCCUGGCCCGGGCAGACGGCACCAAGAACUGGACCGAAAAGAUCUUGCGCCAGACAGAAGUCUUGUUGCAGCCAAACCCUAGUCUCUCUGGUCUUCCAGGUGCCAGAGUGGAAGAGUUCCUGUAUGAAAAGCUAGACCGGAAAGUGCCCUCGCGAGUGACCAACGGAGAGCUCCUGGCGCAGUACAUGAUUGAGGCAGCCAACGACUUUGGCCCCGGAACUCCCUAUGGAAAGACCCUCAUCAAAGUGGGAGAAACUGAGAGGCGCCUGGGAGGAGCUGAGCGGGAUUUCAUCCACUCCGCUUCCAUCAACUUCCUGAGUCCUUUGCGCAACUUCCUGGAGGGAGACUGGAGAACCAUUUCCAAAGAGAGACGGAUCCUGGAGAACCGCCGCCUGGAUCUGGAUGCUUGCAAAGCCAGGCUGAAGAAAGCAAAGGCUGCCGAAGCCAAAGCAGCGGCUGUGCCUGACUUUAACGAGACUAGACCACGUAAUUACAUUCUCUCCGCCAGCGCAUCAGCGCUUUGGAGUGAUGAAGUGGAAAAAGCAGAGCAUGAGCUCCGGAUGGCCCAGACGGAGUUCGAUAGGCAGGCGGAAGUAACUCGCCUCCUCCUGGAAGGGAUCAGCAGCACACAUGUCAACCACCUGCGCUGUCUCCAUGAGUUCGCGGAAGCUCAGGCCACAUACUAUGCGCAGUGCUACCAGUACAUGUUGGACCUCCAGAAACAGCUGGGCAGGCUUCCUGGAACAUUUGUGGGCAACGUGGAAUCCACAUCGCCUCCCCCCACCACUGCCUCCCCCACUGCCAUGGCUGCCGCCACGGGCCCAGCAGUGCCCACCAUUCCGGUGGUGCCUACUGUUGUUGGCGCACCUAACUCUGCCCCGACUGUAGAAGGUCUGAACCCCGGUGAUGUUAAGCCCCCUGCCAGCGGGACACGGAAGGCCCGAGUGCUCUAUGACUACCAGGCGGCCGACAGCGGCGAGCUCUCCUUGCUUGCCGAUGAGAUGAUCACUGUGUACAGCCUGCCGGGGAUGGAUCCUGACUGGCUCAUAGGGGAGAGAGGCAAUCAAAAGGGGAAGGUCCCAGUUACCUACUUAGAAUUGCUUAGUUAAGCACCGCUGGGAAGGAAUCUUCAAGUAAGACUCA
Molecule: messenger RNA, 1286 nt
Organism: Euleptes europaea (tarantolino)
Lineage: Eukaryota; Metazoa; Chordata; Lepidosauria; Squamata; Sphaerodactylidae
Gene: SH3GLB2
Product: SH3 domain containing GRB2 like, endophilin B2
Exons: 11
Coding region: 20-1252 (410 amino acids)
Biological process (GO): membrane organization
Cellular component (GO): cytoplasm; membrane
Molecular function (GO): protein binding
Source: RefSeq, a predicted model, not a curated record